Messenger RNA from Funneliformis caledonium, 1443 nucleotides. The record is from the annotation of a GenBank genome assembly. Lineage: Eukaryota; Fungi; Glomeromycota; Glomeromycetes; Glomerales; Glomeraceae.
AUGGGAUCAGCUCUUACUUGUUUAAAACCAUCACAAUCACCACCGAUACCAUCGGUCGUUUUCGAACGAUACUUUUUUUUCAAUAGAACCACAAUAACAAAUUUACCACCAGAAUUUUACCUAAAAUGCCUUAAUAAAAAAUCCAAACAAUACCUCUGUAAUAAUGGGGUCAUCUUACCAACUAGCAUAAUAGAAGACAUCCAUUCACCAAUAUUUGAUUAUCCAUCAUUCUUGAGAGAAUUGAAAUUUUCGGAUAUUUAUAAUGGGAUUUCUGAUUGGUUUUCUAAUGUCAUUGGAAAUCUUGCAGAUGAACAACAAACCACCUUUUUAAAAAUUUUAAUCACGGAACAAUUAUUUAAAUUAUUUAUGAACCAAUGUUCAACUUUUGAAUUACUUUCAUUAUCGGAUAUACCUUAUGAGACAGCCAUGCCCUUAUUACCACUUUUAACUGGAUCGGUUAAUUGUUUUUCUCGCUUAAAAAGUUUUCAAUGCGUUAGUAAACACAAUAAUAAGAGUGAGAUUUUUAGAGCGAUUUCUCAAGUAUCAGAAUUUAUUGAAACUUUAGAAGUUGGAGGGGUUGAUCACGAUAUGGAAGUGAAAGCCUUAGGGGUCUUAAUAAGAGCUCAAAAAAAAUUAAAAUCAUUUAAAUAUACUUGGGAUUAUCAAACGAAAUAUCAAAUCGUAUUAUCGGACACACUUUGCGCGCUUCAAUCUCAAGCAAAAUCCUUAACGAUGAUUCAAUUCGAAUAUUGUAAUUUUCAUCAUUGUAAUACAAUGAAAGCUUUGACAGCUUUUGAAAAUUUAAAAUAUUUACAAUUCAUUCAUUGUAUAUAUAUUGGUGAUAAAAUGAAUACCUUCAUUAAUGCGAAAUUUUCAAAUUUAAAAUAUCUCGGAUUUUAUAAUAAUUGUAUAGAAUCUCCUCGAUAUUGGGUAUGUCCCGAUGACGUAGCCGCUUUAGUUAAUAAUUGUCAUGAUAAUUUAGAACAAAUCAUUUUACCAAGGACGGGAAAUUGUACCAUAUCUUCUCAUAAAUUAGUAAAAUCUCUUAGAUUAUGUAGAAAUAUUAAAGAUUUAAAAGUGCAAAUGGGUGAAGGUGAUAUUGAUGAAUUCCUGGAAUUCUUACAAAUUAAUGAAAGUUUGGAAAAUCUAACCUUAAUUUGCUAUGGAGAUUUAAAUAUUGAACCUUUCCUCACAAAAACGAAUCAAUCGUGGCCAAGUACUUUAUCGUCAUUAAAUUUGAGAGGACAAUGGAUUAUCUCUCCCGAAUAUUUUAAAAUGUUAUUAAAAGAAUGUAGUUCAAUAAAACGAUUGGAUUUACAUUCUUCUCAUAUAACAGAUGAUCAUGUUGGAACUGUAAUUGAUUACGUUAAAGAAAUGAGAGUUGCAAAAAAAGCAACUUUACAUAGUUGUUUAAUAUCUGGUGAACGAAUGUCUGAAAGCUAA